CCCUCUUCACACUCCUAAACCCAACCCAAUAAAUCUCUCCUCACUCCUCACUCCUCACCCCCCAACCCACCACAUUCACAACACUCCAUUCCCAACUCACACACACCAGCAACAAUGCUUCUUCUCCUCUUACUCCUUCUUCUAACAACCUCCACUUCCACUUCAACCUCACCACCUUCAUCACACAACCUCUCAAACCCUCAUUUCCAACAACUCAACGUCAAAGAAACCCUCUCAGAAACAAAACCCAAACCACACCCCACCCAAAAGUCCAAACACUCCAACAAACACCAAAAACUCAACACCAUCACCGAAGAAUCAGGAAAAUGGAAACUUAAGCUACUCCACAGAGACAAAAUCGCCACCUUUAACACUUCCCACGACCAUCGCAGCCUCUUCAACGCACGAAUGAAGAGAGAGGCCAAAAGGGUCGCCGCCCUCAUCCGCCGCAUAACCGCCGGGGGAUCCAACUACGAGGCCUCAGCAUUCGGGUCGGAUGUAGUUUCGGGCAUGGAGCAAGGAAGUGGCGAAUACUUCGUUAGAAUCGGAGUGGGUAGCCCACCCAGAAACCAAUACGUGGUUAUUGACUCAGGCAGUGACAUCAUAUGGGUCCAGUGUCAACCCUGUACCCAAUGCUACCACCAAUCCGACCCGGUAUUUGACCCGGCAGAUUCUUCCUCUUACACCGGUGUCCCUUGUGGCUCCACCGUAUGCAGCCACGUGGAAAAUGCUGGGUGCCACGAAGGAAGAUGCCGUUACGAGGUUUCUUACGGUGACGGAUCCUACACCAAAGGAACGCUCGCACUUGAAACACUCACUUUUGGGCGAACCGUUAUCCGAAACGUGGCAAUCGGGUGCGGCCACCGGAACCAGGGCAUGUUUGUUGGAGCGGCUGGGCUUUUGGGCCUUGGCAGUGGGCCCAUGUCUUUCGUGGGCCAGCUCGGUGGCCAAACUGGCGGAGCGUUUAGUUAUUGUUUAGUGAGUCGGGGCACCGAAUCGUCCGGGUCGCUUGAAUUCGGGCGUGAAGCGAUGCCCGUUGGCGCUGCAUGGGUUACUCUGAUCCAUAACCCACGGGCCCCGAGUUUUUACUAUGUCGGGCUUUCGGGCCUUGGAGUUGGUGGGUUGCGGGUACCCAUAUCCGAAGAUGUUUUUAAGUUAUCCGAAUUGGGCGACGGAGGGGUGGUGAUGGACACCGGCACCGCCGUGACGAGGCUGCCGACGUCGGCUUAUAACAGCUUCCGGGAUGCUUUUAUUGGCCAAACCACAAACCUGCCCCGGGCAUCGGGAGUGUCCAUUUUUGACACUUGUUAUGACUUGUACGGGUUUGUGUCGGUUCGGGUCCCAACCAUAUCCUUUUAUUUCUCGGGUGGGCCUAUUCUGACCCUCCCAGCUAGAAACUUUUUAAUUCCAGUGGAUGACGUGGGAACUUUCUGCUUUGCAUUUGCUCCUUCUUCUUCUGGGCUUUCCAUCAUAGGGAAUAUCCAACAAGAAGGGAUUGAAAUUUCUGUUGAUGGAGCUAAUGGGUUUGUGGGAUUUGGACCUAAUGUGUGUUAAGUGAUUAAUUAAUUAACUAAUUAAUUAAGCGUGUAUAUGAA
Molecule: messenger RNA, 1595 nt
Organism: Abrus precatorius (Indian licorice)
Lineage: Eukaryota; Viridiplantae; Streptophyta; Magnoliopsida; Fabales; Fabaceae
Product: protein ASPARTIC PROTEASE IN GUARD CELL 2-like
Exons: 1
Coding region: 115-1554 (479 amino acids)
Biological process (GO): proteolysis
Molecular function (GO): aspartic-type endopeptidase activity
Source: RefSeq, a predicted model, not a curated record